Molecule: messenger RNA, 3461 nt
Organism: Dermacentor albipictus
Lineage: Eukaryota; Metazoa; Arthropoda; Arachnida; Ixodida; Ixodidae
Gene: GatA
Product: glutamyl-tRNA(Gln) amidotransferase subunit A, mitochondrial
Biological process (GO): mitochondrial translation; glutaminyl-tRNAGln biosynthesis via transamidation
Cellular component (GO): glutamyl-tRNA(Gln) amidotransferase complex; mitochondrion
Molecular function (GO): glutaminyl-tRNA synthase (glutamine-hydrolyzing) activity
Source: RefSeq, a predicted model, not a curated record
UGCACAUGGCAGGAUACAGCAAAGCGCACUUUCGCUCGUUGGUUGUGCGUUAAUAAUGCUUUCCCUAACCAUUAGAGAGCUUGCUGCGCAUUUUAGAAGCAAAAAAUAUUCACCGUUGGAAGUAUGUUCGGCUUGUCUAAAAGAUAUCAAAGCAAACAGCUAUCUGAACGCCUUUGUAACGGUGUUAUCUGAGAGUGCCCAAGAGCAAGCAAAGGAGAGCCACGAACGGUUGGCCGAGAAUGCACCGUUAGGACCCUUGGAUGGCGUUCCAAUUGCUGUGAAAGACAACUUCUGCAUAUCUGGUGUAAGGACAACAUGUGGAUCGAGAAUGCUCGCCAAUUUUCACCCACCUUACACUGCGACUGUCGUCGAGCGUCUCCGAAAACAAGGCGCGGUCAUCCUUGGCAAGACGAACAUGGACGAGUUUGGAAUGGGCUCCGGUGCCACUGAUUCCACUUUUGGACCGACCAGGAAUCCGUGGAAGUAUCUGGGUAAGAACGCGUUGGAUGAGUGGUAUAUUGCUGGGGGCAGUUCGGGCGGCAGUGCCGUCUCUGUGGCGGCAGGUUGUGCUUUUGCUGCUUUGGGCUCUGACACUGGUGGUUCCACGCGCAACCCAGCGUCACGGUGCGGCGUUAUCGGACUGAAACCCACGUAUGGAGCACUUUCUCGGCAUGGACUCGUCCCGCUAACAAACUCCAUGGACGUCCCCGGCAUAUUAACGAAAACAGUCGACGACGCCGCCUUGUUGUUUAAUGUUAUGGCUGGCGUCGACGAAAACGACUCCACUUGUGUGCAUCUUCCAGAGCACGCGCGGAAUCUGGAGUUGGACGACGAGCCUUCUCUUUCCGGCGUCCGAGUUGGCGUUCCAAGGGAGUACCACUGUCCCGGCAUGGCGCCCGAAGUAGUAGAUACUUGGCGCUACGUGGCCGAUAAAUUGGAUUCUCUAGGCGCCGUUGUAUCCUCGGUGUCUUUGCCGCACUCUCAGUAUUCAACAGAGUGUUAUUCGGUGCUCAACUGUUGCGAGGUGGCAUCGAACUUCGCUCGGUACGACGGUCUCGAGUACGGGCACCGCGCUGACAUCGACUCUUCAACGGAAGCCCUGUACGCAUCCUCGAGACACGAAGGAUUUAACGAAGUCGUUCGAGGCCGAAUACUGGCUGGAAACUUUUUCCUGCUGCGCAGAAACUACGACAAGUACUUUAUGAAAGCUCUGCAAGUGCGUCGCUUGAUAUGCGAUGACUUCAAGAGGGUGUUCGAAUCAGGUGUUCAACUAAUUUUAACGCCAGUAACUCUCACCGAAGCGCCUAAGUAUUCAAGCUGGGCACUUAAGGACAACAGGGAGAGAGUUUCUGUUGAAGACUUUUGCACACAACCAGUCAACAUGGCUGGGCUUCCUGCAGUCAGCCUGCCCUGUCGCCUCUCACAUAAUGGUCUCCCGCUGAGCCUGCAGCUCAUUGCUCCCAGGUUUGCAGAACGGGACCUGCUGUCUGCUGCUAAGAGACUGGAGCUAGAGCUUCAGUUUCCCCGGCUCGACUUGCACCUCCACGGAUGCAGCCAGAGUAGGAAUGCUGCAUCUGGAUCAGUUUUAUAAUUCAGUUCCUCUCCUAUGUAAUUAUGUUCAAUGAAUCUUAGAAAAAAGAUUCCAUUAGCAAUCACAGGCCCACCAAUGAAGUUCCAAUCACCAAUUCUAGCUUGCUAUUCUCUCCUGUAUCAUACAUCUUUUAAUGUUGUAUGGUGUACAAUAGCCGUUUGCAAAUUGAAUGUAGGGGGAUGUUUCCUCAUUUUGGCAACUUGUGGAGCUUUAAGAAAGGAUUCAAGCACACUCCAGUUACUGUGGAAAAUAUGCAUGUGGAUUGGUUCACACUUGUGGGUUGUGUCAAGAUUACUGAAUUAGAAAAAAGCUGACAUUUAGGCGCAUCUUCAUGAUAGGUUGUAUGGUUGCUAUUAACUCUUAAGGCAACACAGCUUUUGAUGUCAAAUGCAUAUGAGCAGCACAGCACCAUUAUACAUACAACUUAGCACCAAUGUUAUCACAUGCACUGUGAUUUGACAGCAUCAUAUUUGUGUACAUGGAUUCCUGUAGGACAGGUUGCAUUCUGGUUACAUGUCAUAACUGCUUUUGAAAAUUGGCCACUUUCACCUCUGCAUACAGUUUCCUUUUAAUAGAUUCUUGAACUACGCAGGUUCUAUCCAUGAUAGACGGGCUAUGCAGUGUGACAAACGUAGCACGGCAGUGUGUUUCCAAGAGACUGUUGCCCUGGUCUAAUGGUCUGGCAUAACAGAAUCAAGUCUUCACAGUUUAGCUCCAUGACCUAAAAUGCAAAAUAUUGUAGCUUUUUUGUUCGCUGCAGUACAUGUGUUCUUCUAGUACUUGUACAUUAACCCAUUGGCUUCCAAAGCUGCCGAAUUGCCGGGCAUAAUGAGAAUUGCGGCCAUACUGCCAAAGCCGGAAAUUUGCUGAGUGGGUGGCAUUGUUGGCUUAAGGAGCCAUUCAUAGAUAGGGGGACGGGGCAGCUAAGCUGGACUAAUUUAGAAUUGUCAUCGAUAAAUGCAACUUUUGUCUUCACUUCAAGGAGGUUAGAUUUUUAAAUUAUUUUUAGUUUAUAUUUGUGAAAGGUUUGUGCGUGUGCAGCACGUGUUCCGUCACAUUUAUGACCCAAAGCAGUGCAGUGGGCAUAUUUUCCACAUCCUAUUCCACUGGAUCCAUCAUGGCAGUGCAAAAAGAAGGUUAAAAGAAAGGUACAAGUGAGAGUGUCAAAAGUGCAGUGCUGCUCCUCACGUGCCCAAGUGUUCAAAGCUUUUCCACUCACAAAUUAAUCUGCAAAUGGCAGUUAGGUUUGGGAACUGAAAACUGCUGCAUUAUAUUGUAAACAAAACAUUUAUUUGCAUUUUUGCAGCGUUAAUUAGUUUACUGUAUUACAUAACGAGCAUGACAACGGAAAUUCACCUGGUGUCACGCUCGUUAAGGAAAGCAGAAACCUAUAAGCGUCAGCCCCUCUUUGCGCCCUUGAAGCUAUCCUUUUCUUACAGUGCAUGCAUGCAUGCGCACCCGACAGAAAGAGAUUGUGUGUGUGUGUGUGUGUGUGUGUGUUAGAAAAUAAGCGUCCUGUUAACAUGCUGCCAGGAGGCAGGCGUCACGGGCAACGGGUUUUAGCAACCGAGACACUCUCUCCCUCUGCCUCUUGUAGCUUACCUAAGAGGUCCCAUACUGGAACGGUGAGAUGUUGGGGCCCGCCUCUUUUUUUGCGGCGUUUCACCUUCCACAAAUAGAUUAUUAGUUAUGGUGAGUGACAAAACACACACUCUGAAGAGGCAUUUGUGUGUGUGACCGCGGCUAUCUGUCUGGGAACGGUCUUCCACGAAAGGGAAGGUGCACUGUAUUUCGUUUGAAAUUUCAGCUGUUUCAGCUUUAUUAAUGCAAUAGCGUUAAAGGGCAACUCCGGCGUUUUUUACCUAUAUUA